AUGGCGCGACCCCCCACGGCACAGCAGCUGUCACCGCAGUUCUGCUUCACGACAAGUGCAUUACGAGAAUUUCUCCGGUUCUCGCGAUCGACUGUCGACGACCCAAUUAGCCAAAAUCUGAACGCUCUGGUGACGCCCGCUCGCGCAGGGUUUGAUCCCCAGUCAACUGCGGAAAGAACAUCAAAAUUGCUGAGGAGAGAUGUCAAUGCCGAGAGAUGCACAGGAUUUCUCGAAAACUUUUUAUUUCCCGCGUGGGACUCUCGAGCCCAGGUUUUCGACUAUUGCGCUGCCGUCGCUUCAAGUCCCGAUCCCGAUGAUCCUGAAGCCGCCCUGCGAGAGCUUCAAAAGAAAAGAGAUAGCGAAAGAGUAGUGGACGAGCGUUUGGAUCCAUACUCAGGUCGUUUCUAUACCCGUGAGAGCCGUACUGAGGUUCUAGCAUCGACUCUUCGCCAAGAACGUGUCAUCGAGGAUAUAGUUCGCCACCGCACCUGGGAGGUGAUCCAGGACCGCUGCGAGGCACCGUCCGAAAGCUGGCAAGACGCUGUUGAGUCAUGGAAGAAGAAUUAG
Beauveria bassiana ARSEF 2860 is the source of this 567-nucleotide messenger RNA. RefSeq names its product caffeine-induced death protein 2. NCBI's taxonomy places the organism in Eukaryota, Fungi, Ascomycota, Sordariomycetes, Hypocreales, Cordycipitaceae. The transcript has 2 exons. The coding region runs from base 1 to 567 and encodes 188 amino acids. The record is from RefSeq and is a predicted model, not a curated record. Gene Ontology annotation, cellular component: mitochondrial intermembrane space; mitochondrion.